This is a messenger RNA of Xyrichtys novacula (pearly razorfish), 34786 nucleotides long. The record is from the annotation of a GenBank genome assembly. NCBI's taxonomy places the organism in Eukaryota, Metazoa, Chordata, Actinopteri, Labriformes, Labridae.
GGUUGAGGUUUGCGCGUGGAGACAUUGACCGCUGUGUAUUGCUAUCGUGCGGUCAUUGCAGAAGUUGGUAUAACUAGAGAAGCAAGCAGUCGACAACAUUCAUCUCUCGAGAGGGUGUCUAACUCAGUGUUACGUUGUGUAUGAACAUAACUUAAAUUUACAUAUCCCUUUAAGAAAACUGUACAGCAAUGAAUAACAAGCAAAAACUGAGCAGCAGAUUUGUAAAAGAUAGUUAAGAACUCACCUGCAAACAGCAAAAGGAGAAGUUGUGUCAUGCUGCCCAUCUUUCCCUGACUGCCCUGUCCUAAUGUCACAGUGGUGCAUUUUAAAGUUUUCACCCAGUCCUGAUGUUCCUUGAUGAACCAAUCACAUCAUGAUAGUUUACAACCCAGUCUGUCCUAAACUGUUUGCAUGUGCAAACUUUUAGUUACUUAUUAAAUGGUCCUGCUAUUGUACCAUCAUAAAUGGUGGUAAAACAUGCAAGUUUCCAUAGAUGGGCUCUCUCAGACUCAAGUAAAAAAUCAUUGUAUUUUUGGGAAGUUUUGGUUUUUCCAAAUUCUAUCUGUCGCACAUUUUACUUGCAUACCCCAAGUUAAACAGAACUUAUGUAUAAUGUGUUACAUGUAAUAUCCUUCACUAAAUUUUGUCAGGCUUAAUGUAGUGCUGCCUAAGGGGGUCAAAGGUCACAGGCAUUGAAUGUUGGUUUUGGGCCUUGCUGCUUACGUGCAGAGAUUUCUAUAGAUUUUCUUAACUUUUUGAUGAUAUUAUUGACUGUAGAUGAUCAAAUUUGUAAAUUCCUGCAGUUGUACAUUGAGAAACGUUCUUUAACUGUUGGACUAUUUUCUCUUGCAGUUGCUUACAAAGUGGUGAACCUCAUCUCCUCCUUGCUUGUGAAGGAAUAACCCUCUCACAGAUGCUCCUUAAAUACUCAGCCUGUACACCUGUCAAAGGAUCCAAACAAAGUCCUCAAUUUUUCCAGACUUUUGUUGACCCUGAACCAUUUUUUUAGGAAUGUGUUGCUAAUAUUAAAUUUGAAAAGAGUGAAUUUUUGCAGAAAAACCGUUUAGUAUUUCAAGUCUUUACAGAGUAUUCAGCUGAAUGGUGGAAAAGGUUUUGCAUAUCAUUGUAUUGUGUUUUUAUUCAGGUUUUACACUACUUUAUUGGAAUUGGGGCUGUGUAUGUCAACACAAUAUGAGAGCUGGCCUGUUGUCUUUCUUGAUGGCUAAAUAUUUUUGUUCAAAUACAGACAGAAAACCAGCCCAAAGAGAAAAGUUCCACAAUGAAAAGGCAGUUAAGAAUUCAGGAAAUUUGCAAAGAUGUUAUUAUUGCAAUUGCAAAUUGCGUUUGCAUGAUGACAUUCCUCAGGUUAUUUCCAGCUGUGUGUGUGUGUGUGUGUGUGUGUGUGUGUGUGUGUGUGUGUGUGUGUGUGUGUGUGUGUGUUUGAAGGUGGGUGGGUGUUCGUGCAGAGGGGCUCCGGGGUGGAGCUCUCGGUGUCUGCAGACGGAGGUCUGUAGCGCAACAGUUCAAAACUCACAUUGAGCGUAAUUCGAACUGGACUCGAACAAUGCUGCACCGACGUAAGACCAUCAGAGAAAGCAGGAAACGGGUAAGUUACAGUCUCUGUAUCUCUCUUUGCAGGUCCACACUCGCCGCAUGUGCUGUGUUUCCUGCCCACAGUGCUCAGUGAAGAUUAAUCAGCAGAGCUCCAUUAAGUUCAUGUCAGUUACCUCGAAAUACUCGCGGUUAGGUUAUCACGAAUGAGGCGUUAAAAUGAGGCAGUUAUAUGCGCCUCUGUCACACGUCGUGUGUUUUUAUUGCGUGUUCUCAUUCUUAUCAACGAAAAUGAAAUUGCUCGGACUCCUCAUUUAAAUAGCAUGCAAGGGUUGAUUUGAAUACCACUAUCUUAACGCGAUAAACACAUGCGCAACCUGACAACCUGAAGGUUUUUAACUAGGCGUAUAAACCGCAGUACUAUCGACCUGAAAUUCCACGUAAGUUCAGGUGAUGUUCUCAACAGGUGAGAGGUCUACAAGAGCAGCACCGUCUCUUUCACUCAUUUUAACAUACAUACAUCAUAACAGCAUAUGAUACAUAAAAAUAAAGACACGUACAUAUGUAUAUAUAUUGGAUUAUGUUUACUUAAAUGCCGAAUUAUAAGAGUGGAGGAAAGAGUAUGCAGAAGUAAACGUGGUUUAGGAGGAUUUCACUCUUGUUCCUUACGAGUGUGUGUGUGUGUGUGUGUGUGGAGGGGUGGAGGGGUAUGUCAGUUUAAUUAAUAGUAUUAGAGAGCGUUUUCCGUUGUACUUAUAGCUUAUUUUAGCUUGGCUUUUCCCAUUCCGUUUUUGGCAUUUUUUCUUGGGAAACACUUCAGACUUGAAGCACUGCAACCCUCACUCACUCACUCACUCACUCACACACACACACACACACACACACACACACACACACACACACAAACAAACACGCACACACACGAGCAGGUCUUUUUUUAGGGUUCGUGCAUUAGUUUACAAAUGACAAUGAAUUUGAGUUUAUUUACAUGUGUACAGUAAAGCACUGUGCUUUAAUAUAAGACGCUAUAAGGCAAAUUGUACUUAUACAUUAAUCACAUAAGUUUAAACAGCAAUAUGGAUAUUAGUUACGAUUAAAAAUUAAAUUCCAAUCUUGUUUGGUUUGAUUGAUUUAGAUUAAUUCACUGUCAGAGACAAUAGCUCAAAGCUCCUGUGAAGAGUUUGUCUGAUGAUUUUUAUACUGUCUGAAGGCUGAAGAAAAAGACCUGUUUUCACAUUUUACUCACGAUAUACUUUCCCCAAAAAAGCAUACAUUUGACUGGCAAACAUUGGAAGGACUAAAUAGUUUGUCAGGAAAGACUGCUCUGACACAGGGGGCACCAAACCUCACAUAAAAUAUAAGUUUUUCACAGGAGAUUUAACAGUUUAAUGUAAUAUGCAUUUUGCUUCAAUUAGGGCUGUAAUCAACUAAAGAAAUUCGUGGUCGACUAAAACCCUGAAAUUUUCGACCAAAAAUCGACUAAUUGGGUUGGGUUGGGGGAACGCUCUUCAAUCUUUCAAUCUUUCAGUCUUCCCAUCUCCAGCCGGUCAGUGGGUUGGGGGGGGGGCGCUCUGAAAACACCCCCAUCAGCACUUCCUGAUGAAAUUAACCACAGACUGUAAACAUAUAAAAUUUUUCAAUACUGCUAGAAAAUCUGAAUAUGCAAACAUUUUUUUGAAUUAUAUGAACCUUUUGGUCUUUUCCACAAUGGGGAAAAGACUGCUGCGCAUUUCCUCAAGCGUCAUGCCAAAGCCUAAGAUAAACUUCUUGGUUGGUUGGUCUUGGUUGUUUGCACGAUAUUGUACAUAUAAACUCACUGGAUUUUACUUGCCAACCGAAGUGGAUUUGGAUUAUCAACACAAAUGCAAUUUUGUAUUAAAUCAUCAAUUUUUAGGGAUAAAGCUAAAUAAUUAGCCUAAUCUUUGCUAGCUGAGAUUAAAAUACAAGAAUAAAACAUUAUAUUUUUUCUUCCAAAAUGGGCCAUUCUGCAUUCAAACCACCUUCUCACAGUUUUCUUCUGUAAUACUUGAAAUGUAGUACUUUACCUGCAGCAAAAUUUGGAUUACAGGUACAGGUACAGUCUACAGGUACAGUCUACAGGAUUGUUUGUUGUUUGUGAUGUUGAUAAGCACUCAAACUUGGCUUCUCCCCCGGGGCAUGGCCCCACCAGAAGCUUGUCCAUGCUGCUUGUGAUGCAGUUGUAUGUUGCAAUGCGAGAGGACUCCAACCAUGUACCCAACUUCUUGUGGAAAAACAAUGAUAAGGUAUGUGGCAAAUGUAUUUUCAAAUGUGUUUUCUGUCCAUAUGGUGAUGUGUAUUUGGUAGAUGGCUAUGCUAAUAGCCAUGUUAUUAACUACAGUUAGCAUGGGCAUUUAGCCCUAAGUGACUCGUAAACAGAGAUUGUAUAUGAUGAUUCAUGGUAACAACGGAACCUUGUUGCAAUGCUUUAUUGUCUGUCAAGUAGCCAACAGCAAAAUUAGCUCAAUAUCUCUAUGUCUGGACAGGCAGUCUUUCCUCUGGACCACCUGGAGUUUGUGGCUCAUGGAGGAACAGGGCAACUGUGGAGGCUGAGCAGAAGGAGACCAGUAAGACCCGGUAAAAAUUGGGACAGAGAGAAAGGUUUCCAGCAGCAGAGACAAGCACACACUCAAGGAUUAGUUUGGGUUAACUUAUGUUGUUGUGUUUCCCCUGUCUCUUCUGAGCUGCUGUAACAGAAUUUCUCCCAGUGGGGAUCAAUAAAGUAAAUAUUAUCUUUUAUCUUACCUUAAUGUAAUAUUUUUUUACAUGUUACGGGGUAUUAAAACCAUUAUUAAAAAUUACAAGAUACAGGAACUUUUGUACCCAGUACAAGCUCAGUCAUGCACUUAGUGAAAAGUUUCAUUUGUGCCAUAUUUCCCAUUUAUUGUACAAAAUGUUUUAAAUUUUAUGAUUUUGUUUGGUGCUUUCUGUAUCACUGCUUAGAUCUGCACAGUGUGAAUUUCAUUUGUCCAUUAAAAUAACUUGAAAUUUCUUAGAAGUACAUGUGUUUAUACCAAUUUCAUUCAAAGCAAAUCUGUCAUAUACAAACACCUGUACUUCCACAGGUAGACCGCAGUUGUUAGCAAUAAAGGGCAUGUGAUAAGUGGAUGAUUUUUUUGUGGUUAUAAUUUCUGUAGUAGUAACCAUAAUGAUCAGCCUCUCAGAAAUGUAGGUUUGUUGCCUGAUCAUUACGUUUGAAUACGGACACGUACAAAUGCUCAAAAGUUGGUCCAUGUGGGCAUCUUUGUGGUGUGGUUUUCCUCACUACUGGAUCUGCUCUGGAAGUCCUAAAAAGACAUAAACAGAAGGUCAAAACUUGUGAGCCAAGCUUUGAAUCACUUUGAAUCAAACAGUCCCUUCUUCUCAAUGCACAUUAUAGGCAAAGUAUGAAAAGGAUAAGAUAGAAACUAGUAAGAAAAUACACAGCAAGAAUAUUUGGUCAAAUAUUUGAUAAUAUCACCUAGUGGGUUAUUGAAAAGAUUGACAGUAAAUAUCUUACUGUGACUAAAAGUACAUAUUUCAUCAUACAAUGCAUGAGUGGCUCAGAGUCACCGUUUCGGCCGUGUUUUUGUACACAAAGCAAUUAACUAAAAUGAAAAAUUGUAAACUUCACAAAGGGUUUUUUAGCGCAGGUGAUGCUCCAUCAGUCCUCCAGUGCUCUGUGCUGGACAGUUGAUGUGCUGCAGCAGCCUGAAACAAGACAUUGUGAUCCACGUUGACCUAAUACCUCAACUAUCAACUAACAACAUAACUAUCACUAUGAGUGGAAGUGAACCUUAGGUUCACUCUCGUCAAGGAAGAAGCUUCACCAGCUUGGUGUUUUGGCUCAGUGUAACUUUGUAUUUUCUGGUCAAACUGAUGGAUUGCAAUCAAACGUGGAAAACACUUCCAUCUCUCAUGGACCUUUUUUUUUGCCUGCCUGGCUCUGUUUCCAUCAGGGGAAUUAUAGGAGCUUUAUUUUGACGGGUAAACACCAGCUCUAAUUCAGCCCUUAGCCUUCCUCUUUUCAUCGGGACAAUUUGUCCUGUAAUUACAGCCAUUUGUAUGGAAUAUGUGCUCUGUAUGCUGUGUGGGAAGAGUUAAUCAUAGCUAAUGUUGUGUUCAAAAGGACUGUGGCAGCACAUGACAACACAACAGAAAUGUUAUUUUCUCUGUGGUUGCUGCCGUUACUGUAAUCUGUCUCUUAUGAUAAAGGGACUCUUUUGAAUAUGUGCUUGUCUCAGUGAGGACACCUGUCUAUUUAUCAUGGUGUGUAUGCAUACAAUAUCCAACCCAAACCACAUUCAAAAUCGUUCCAUGUAAAUGUGCUGGUGUGUUUGGCUAUCUGGUAUUGAUCAAACUAAGUGCUACAGUGUGAGCUUUUGUCUGUCUUUGUAUUGAAAAUGUGUGGCAGCAGGGAUGUAGACGUGAUCCUAACCUGGAAAAUCUGUUAACUAAAGAGCAGCAUGGGGAAUAGACUCCCAAGGGCAAUAAGACUGAUGGAUCAUCAAUUAGCUGAUGGCGUUUUUCUCCUCCAAUUACGCCCUCUUGUGCAAAAGACCAGUCGUUUGAAAAAGAAUGAAUAAAACAAAAGAUGUUGACCACCGUCUGACAGCUAAAUAACCAGGAUGGCACUUUCUAAAAUAAGAACCCACAGCGGUGCAAAGACACUUGCUUAGAUGUCGCAAUGAAGGUCCCUCUGUGUGUGUGUGUGUGUGUGUGUGAAAGAGAGAGAGAGAGAGAGACAGGUCUUCUGUCUAUGUGAGGGGAGUCGGGCUGUUUGCUGUAAUGUUCCUGGGACGUGACUGAGCAGCCAAUGUUGUGGCUUUUACACCUUCACAAUUUAAAACCCUAAUACCAAACAAAUAGUGUGAAAAGUCUCCUCAAUUUUUUCGGCUUUAAGAGCUAAGAAGCUAUUGAAAAUUUAAGUGGCACAAUUUUUAUUACUAUUCAUGAUUUGAAUCUUUCUGUUCAUUGUUUUUGACCUCUGUAGGUGCAUGUGCAGCUGGGAGUCAUACCUCUGCUGGCCCUGUGCUGUGAUAUCAGCUGGUGGUGGGAAAUAAGGCCGUCGCAAUGCUUUGUAAUAAGACUUAGUCUAAAGUCUGGCUGCAUUGGGUAGAGAGGAUGGCAGCCCUGCAUUGGCAGAGCUGACAGAAUUGUUUCAAGCUACGGACAGUUAAAGGUUCUGCGGGUACUUUGGCUUGAUUUGAUGCAUAGUGCCUUCUCGCUCUAUUUUCGUGCCCCCCAUUGACACAGUGGAUGGUGGCGGACCCUGCGCAGUGGUAUUUUCGUCUUGCGCACAGCCAGUUUGGUAUUUUUGUAGACUGAGGCGCACCGAGGUGGGCCAACAUGGGCGUGGAUGCGCGGUAGGGUGAGGUGUUGACAGAAUCAGCUGGCGCACUGACAUUUCGUGCUUGCCGGCGGCGUGAAUUGUGCGCUGAAAGCUCGCCGAUUUAAACCUGGUCAGCUUUCAGCGCAGGCGGAGUACAGCUGGUCUAGAGGUAUUUUGGUAGACCAGCGGUGUAGUGCGCAUACAUCACUUAUGCCUCACAGGCAGGUUUCCACAGUGUCAGUGCAAUAAAUAAUCAUCAACAACCACUAUUCAGUGCAACUAUCUGAAUAAGCACAUACAUUUAGAUCUAUAUCGAUAUAUUCUGAUCUAUAUCUUAUCUGAUGAGCGCGUUUGGCACGCGUUUGGACACUCCACCUGACUGAAUUAACACAGCUGAAACUGCAUUAAAUUAAAUAUCCAGUAAACAGUCACACAUGAUGAAGUUAAUAAGAUAUUGAAUUCGUCUCCCCGCUUAUCCUCCUUUUUCCUCACGCAGCUUGAUAGGUGUUGUGCCGUAGAAUGCACCCCUGCCAUAGAGUGCACACCCUGCAUCCCAUCCACUCAUUAGCUUCUUAAAGUGGAAGAAAAUGAUCUCAUAUUUAAAAAAAAACACGAGUAUUGGAUCAUGACAACAUGUCAAAUGGAGCAGCAAACUUUCGUUCUGUUUUUAGGUAUUUAAAAAAUGCACAUACAGAGGUGUACUUGAUUAUAUAAACUGUACAGUAAGCUGUUAAGGUAGAGAACAUUAUAUUUUCGGGGCAGCAAAUAUUCCGAAUCAGAGGGCGAUUGUUUUCAGCAUAUCUGAAUAGCCUGAAUGAAAUAAUUAAAGGCACACACUUUUGAAUCUAUCAAACGGGAAUGAAAACUUGGAUUAAUUCGCCUUGUUGUGAACUUUCAACCGCGCUCUUGUCAGGGGGUGCAUACGGCAAGGGUGCAUUCUAUGGCACAACACCUGAUGUGUCUCCGUGUCCUCUCUGCGUCCUGCUGCUGCAACGGGGGCACAGCUGACCAGAUGAUUGAUUUUAGCAAUCAGAUAAGUUAUUUUCUUCGAAACUUUAACUGAAAAUUACUUGUUUAUCUGUUUUCUCUUACAUCAUUAAGAUUCUGUAAAUAUUCAAUCCAGAGUCAGGCCCACAUACGAAUAUUUAGUUUUGUGAGCCAAAUUUAUUUUAUAUGCCAACAUUUAUAAGAGAAAGAGUCAGGCCACGGAGCGCGAUGCGUCCUUACAGGUGGUUCCGAUUUUAAUGCCAUUAUUGGAAUUUAUGUUGUGAUCUGUGCGCACAACCCACCUUUGUCAUGUGAGGUUUAAAUAUAUGCAUCACUUAUGUGAUUGUCUUUAUUUGUGAAAACGGGUGUUUGUCUUACCAUUGGGUACAACCUUACACACACCAAAUCCCUCUGUGCUUAUAUGAGACAGUGUGCAGGACACCCUCAGUAGCGCUUACAGCGACACUUGUUGAGGGGCUGCCUUCUGUCGCCAUCGUGUGGCAUUGCUGUCUUCAGCCAUCUCUUGAUCUCUUCGACUACUUUUGUAAAAUUGUAAAAUUGUAAUAUGCCUCACCGGUGGUGGAUUUAAAGGCGAGGAGAGGAGCUGAUGUUAUUGGUCAAUACAGGUCUCGUUGUGUUAAAUCCACUCCAUGCCUUCUCUCCUCCCUCGCUACAACUUACGCCGCUGGGAGGAGCUGAGUUAGGGAGGGGGGAUACUUGUGCCGGGCUGUGCCGCUCACCAAAAUAGAGCCCUUUGUGUUUGAGGUUUUUUCCUACCCUUGUAAGAAAAAAUUGUGCAUCAACCCUUGAAUAUGCUUCAUCCCAAUCCUUAGCUUUGGUAAAAUGUAGCCACACUUUGGACCUCCUUGCACGCUCAGACAUCACUGCAACUGACCAACGGACUUCUUUUUCAGACCGAAUGAGCUCAAAUGUUAUAGAUUUUCAGGUUUUGACAAGUGUUUUUAUUGGAUAUUCAAUUUGACACAGCUGUGAGACUUGUGAAAAGGUGGCAAACAAAUAUACAUUUUGAAAAAUAUUUUCAAAAGACUGAUUUUGAUAGAAUAAAAUGAGCUCGCAUUAAAAUCAUCAAUAAAUACCCUAUAAGUUUAAGAUUUAGGGCUCUUUUUUCGUGCCUCGCCGGCAACGCGGUGCAUGUGAUAUGUAGUUUGGAUUUAGUACCGAGAGCUGUUUAAUAAACUCAAAAGCUCUGUCACUCAGCAGCUAUUCUCCUGUUUUUAUCCAGUGUUUCCAUAGUCCCCAAAUGACUAUUAAUGGCACAGUACUUCAUGACCAACAGGGGUGCUACAUCUUAGACAAUGUUGACUAUUUUUAGCUGUUUACUGUGUUUUUACCAGUUAGUGUUAUAGGAGUUUGGUGCAGUUCAGCCAUCAGCACUGAUGCCUCUUACUGACGUUCACAAACAAAUCAGACCCCAUCAGUGAGAGGAUUGAUAGGGGAUGAGACUGACAAAGAGAUUAAGCCACCUGUGAUAUGCAUAUUUUGUAUUUUUACCAAUAUUCCAGAGGCUCCAAAUGCAGCAAAUCAUUUUCUGUGAUGUGCAAAUUCAUCCUGGGUGUUGAAAAGGUUCUCUGACAAGGACAAACCUUUAAUUAUUUUAUAGCAAAUAGAAUGUGAAAGGCAACAAUAAAAGCUCCAAAACACAUGCCCAAAAAAAAAAUAAAAAAUAAAUGUUUUUUUUGAAGUCCAAAGCCCUAAAUAAUUUGCAUGAAUAAGUACUAAGCAGAUUGGUGUUUGGUGUAUCGGUGAUCUUGUUGCCUUUUUACCACCAAACUUGUUUGUCCAGAGCUUUGGCUGAAAAUAUGAGGUAAUCACACAUGAAAUCCAUAAUGUUUUCAGUGAUAAGGAGGCAGAUUGAACCUGCAAUGUAACGCUAUGAUCAUCAAGAGGUUUCUCAUGAGACACGAAAAACAACACAACAAUGCAGUCAGUAUGGCACUACAGCAUGUACUGCAUUUAAAAAAUUCCCAGCAAGCCUGUAAUCUCAGUAUCUCAAAUAAACCCUUGCUUUUCACUGUUGACUUUUUUGGUAUUUCAAAUUAGCAUAUACAGCAAACAGCUAAAGUCUGGAGCCUACAGCACUGCAGAGAUGUACGUGAGGGAAUACUGUAAAUACCCAUGUGUGCAAACACACACACACACGCACACACACACACACAACACAACACUUACACAUUCACACACACACAUUUACAAUGCUCUGUAAAUGUCAUUGUUGCCUUUCAAUGUGAAUGUAAAGAGCACCGCCUCUUCAAUCAACAUUCAUUCUCCCUUGUUUGUCUUUCAAUUGCUCCGUACACGGCCUUUUGGGCCUUGUCUUGACCCGGCGUCCCCAUAGCAACAUGUCCCAUGAAGUUUCUCAUUGAGGUGACCAUAGAAGGGUGGACAAAAGGGGCAAUGCAUUCUCAGUGGACAGAACGUCUGUCUGCGCUUACUGUGUGGUUUAGAGAUUAGAAGGGUUGUCUGCACAACCUGACUGUCAGGAGCAACCUGGGGAGCGUGUGAUAAUUUGAGCAUACUGAUCAAGCUCAUGGUUUUUAUUUACACUUGUAGUGGUCACAGAGCCAGAUUGAAACAACAAAUUAAAGAGAAAAUGGGUCUAAGGUGCCUUUUAUCAAUCAUAUUCACAGAUUUAGUUUAUUUAUCUUUUUAUAUGGAUUCCUGCAAUAGAAACAAUAGAAACAAUAUGAAAAUUAAUGCUGUGCAUAUAAAUCUGUCAUCUCUGCAGUCAAUUAAUACUGUUGAAACUGAUGUUAAAUGCUUUUAUUGUGGAGAGGUUGGUUGGUGUAAGAAUGUGUUUGAUGGCAUGUGUUUUGGUUGAUAGCACAAUAAGUGAUGAACACAGACAAUGAGAUAAUUUUCAAACCACUGGAUGCACAAAAACAAACAAACAAACAAACAAACAAACAAACAAAAUAAAUAAAAAUCAUAUUCCUAACAAGAAUAGCCACACCAACAGUUAAGUUACUGACUUAAGCAGCACAGUAAAGUGAAGGUUACACUGUAGAGAAUUUAGCUGUAUUAUUCCAAAGACAUGAAUUGUGUCGUGCAGAAUUAUGCUUUAAUAAGUAUACUGAAUAGAAUAUCAUAAUCAUUUUAUUCUUUAUAAACUAGAAAAAAAAGAAGCAGCAGGUCCUCAUUGUGGAGGCUGCUAUGUUGCACUGCCAAACCGUAAAUAUUACAACUUUAUUUACUAACGGCUUUGAUCAUCCUGAUACAACCUUAGUGUUAAAAGGACCUCAUAAAUCUUUUUUUUUUCUUUUUUUUUAAGUGGCCCCCAAAUUGUAACUACGACAUGUUGGCUUUGUUUAGUAUUGCUUCACUAAUGUCAGCUUGUGUUCCAAAAUAAUGAAAAACUCAUAAUUGGUGUUUUAUAACUAAACUAUAAACCAUAUUUAUUUAGAUUAAAUAACCGAAAACAACAAUGCAGGUCAUGCCAUCUUUACUGAGUAGAAUCUUUUGGUCCUCAAUGGCCACCGCUUCCUCAGCGACAGGAAAGGUUGACAAGAAAACAUUCCAUUCUAGAAUUUUUCAGCUAGAUGCCAGCGGCGUAAGUCGUAGGGAGGGAGGAAAGAAGGCUUGGAAUGAGUUUAACACAGCCGAGACCUGUUUUCGCCAAUCACAUCAGCUCCUCUCCUCAUCUUUAAAUCCGCCACUGGCGAGGUGUAUUACAAUUUUUGUGUAGUACUCAAAGAGAUCAAGAGAUGUCUGAAGACCUCUAUGCCACAUGAUGCAUCAGAGGGCAGCCCCUCAACAAGUGUUGCUGCAAGCGCUACAGAGGGCGUCCUCCACACUCUCUCAAAUAAACACAGAUGGAUUUGGUGUGUGUAAUGUUAUACCCACUGGUAAGACAAACGUCCCUUUUCCACAAAUAAAGACACUCACAUAAAGUUGCAUAUAUUCAAACCUCACGUGACAAAGGUGGGUUGUGCGCACAGAUCACAACAUAAACACCAAAAACGGCAUUAAAAUCGGAACCAUCUGUGCAUAAACGAUGCAUCGCGCUCCGUUGCCUGGCUCUUUCUUUCAUAGAUGUUGGCAUAUAAAAUAAAUUUGGCUCACAAAACUGAAUAUUAUAAUAUUCGUAUGUAGGCUUUAAAGAGGACAUGAAACACACCACACUGGCAGUGUCACGUGGUAAAAAAAUCAAUCAGGAGAGAGUCUUAAAUUUUUUUUGUGUGUAAAAAAAUAAGCUGUUUAAUAGGAAAACUGCUUUUAAGAAUGUAUUUACGACAGGCAGCACCAUCCUGAGUUUCUGACAGUUGUGACGCCACCUGUUGUGCAGGACAAGAGCGGUGAAAGAACAAUUAGUGUACCUGACUCAGUAGCUCAGUAGUAAGAUGUCGGAGGAUGAGUUUGAGAUGGAUGUUGUGGAGGUCUAUCCUGCCAACCCAAUGGCGUAUGCUUUUGAGCUGGUCAGUAAGAGACCACGUUUUGGAGGUUGCCAUGCUCUCCCUGCGUAAAGUCCGGGGGGAGACUUUGGUGCAGCCCAUCAACAGCAGGUAAGCCCUCUGCAUUUGUGACUGCGGUCUUUCUCUCUCCCUCUCUUUCUCCACACCUCUUUCUCUCUGUGGGAAUUAUCAUAAUAGCUAGCAAUUUUGCAAUGUAAUUGCAAAAAUCUAGUCUAAGAAUGGUUGAAGUAAAAGUAUUCCCGUGUUUCAACAUGUUGAAGGCUUUGAUAGGAGAGCUAUGUGAUAUCCUUAUGAAUGAAACGUUUUUCAAACAGUUGUCCAGUCUUUCAAACAAAUCAGAGUGCUGCACAUUUACUUAUUAUAAUUGUCACCCAAGUGCAUUUUCUAAUAAGGGCCAUGUUGUGUCUACUGCUUGCACAAAUAAUCAUUCAUUGUGUCUGUGCCAUGUCCUAACUUUUAGGACAAUUUGUCUAAGAUAUUAAAUGUGGUGAACAAUUGCUGUUUUGUCAGUCUCUUCAGGUUAACUGCUUACAGGCAGUUUAGUCUGUGGGCCAGAGGUUACCUUGGGAGUGGGAACAGAAUCCCUAUUCCUGCCUGUGUGAUCUCCUCCAUUAGGGCUGAGCUCCCCUCUGAGUACCAUGGCUUUGAAUACUGGGGAGAUGACCAUUAAUGUUGGUAAGUCUUCAAGUGUGGUUUCCAUUUAGUUAUGGCCUGCUAUAAAACUAUGCAUGACUCUAUAUUAAAGAGAUAAGUCAGUUCUCAUAUUUCACUAUGAAUACUGAUUAAGGGUAACUUGCAAUUUUGUCCUCUGUAAACUGAGCAGAAUGGUAUCGGAGGUUAUGUGUUUGUCAUAUUAUUUUUCUUGGGACAGACCACAGCAGCACUACAGCUGCAGAACAAACAUGUGGCCAGUAAUGCUGCAAACUCUCCAACAAAGGAAAUAUUCUCAGUUUUAAAGAGAAACACAACUGAACUGUUGAGUGGGGGAAGUGAAAAAAUAUUUACAAUAUAUGCAGUACAUUCAACUUGUCCCUUUUGUGUCCGUCUCAUGGCAGUAAAGGUGCAAAGUGACUCAGCUGUUUUGCCACAGACUGAGACUUUUCAGGUCUCUCAACACCUUUGUGCUGGGCCAGAGUGGCUGACUUCUCCAUUUAGUGCUGGAGGAGUGCUGCACGGACGGACACAGCCUCAGCCCUGUGCAAAACACUCGGCACUGUGUCCUGACGAAAGGUAUAGUCCUUUGCUACCCUCGUUGGUGUCACUACAUAGGGCUCUAUUUUCGUUCGCGCCGGUGAGGCGGCGGAGGGCGGCGAGCCCCGCGCAGUUGUAUUUUCGUCUGGCGGAGCCCGGCGUAAGGCGAGUUUGGUAUUUUCGUGGCAUGAGCCGCACGGAGGCGAGCCGAGAUCCGCCAAGCUGGGCGUGGUGGCGUGGCAGGGGGAGGUGUCGACAGAAUCAGCUGGCGCAGUGACAUUUUCGUGCUCGCCAACGGCGUGUAAAGUGCGCUGAAAGCUCGCCGAUUCAAACCUGGUCAGCUUUCAGCGCAAGGCGGAACGCAGCUGGUCUUGUAGUAUUUUGGUAGACCGGCGGCGUAUCGACAUACGUCACUGAUGCCUCACCGGCAGGUUUCCACAGUGUCAGGCACAUUUCAGUGCAAUAAAUAAUAAUCAUCAACUAUUAAUCUGAGUCAGCACAUACAUUUAGAUCUAUAUCGAUAUAUUCUGAUCUAUAUCUGAUCUGAUGAGCGCGUUUGGCACGCGUUUGGACACACAACCUGACCGAAUCAACACAGCUGAAACCGCAUCAAAUUAAAUUAAAUAUCUAGUAAAUAUACACACAUGAUGAAGUUAACAAGAUAUGUAAUUCGUCUCCCUCCUUUUUUUUCUUCCUCUUAUUUCUCGCACAGCUCGACCUGGACACGUCUCAGUGUCCUCUGUCCGUCUUCCUGCUGCUGCAGCUGAACAGAUGAUGCGUUAUCUACUUUAAGCCGACAUACGGAUAUUAUAAUAUUCAGUUUUGUGAGCCAAAUUUAUUUUAUAUGCCAACAUCUAUGAAAGAAAGAGCCAGGCCACGGAGCGCGAUGCAUCAUUUACGCACAGAUGGUUCCGAUUUUAAUGCCAUUUUUGGAGUUUAUGUUGUGAUCCGUGCGCUCAACCCACCUUUGUCACGUGAGGUUUGAAUAUGAGCAACUUUAUGUGAGUUUCUUUAUUUGUGGAAACGGGUGUUUGUCUUACCAGUGGGUCCAACAUUACGCACACUAAAUCCAUCUGUGCUCAUAUGAGAGAGUGUGGAGGACACUUGUUGAGGAGCUGCCCUCUGUCGCCAUCUUGUGGCAUUACUGUCUUAAGACAUCUCUUGAUCUCUUUGACUACUCCAUGAAAAUAGUAAUACGCCUCGCCUGUGGCGGAUUUAAAGGCAAGGAGAGGAGCCUAUGUGAUUGGUGAAAACAGGUCUCGGCUGUGUUAAACCAACUACACGCCCUUUCACGACUUAUGGUGCUGGGAGGAGCUGAGUUAGGGAGGGGGGAUACUUACGCCGGGCUGCGCGGCUCACCAAAAUACCAAAAUGUGCUUGGGAACGCCUUGUCAGCGCGGCGGAUCUGACUGACGCUGCGCUUGCGGCACGUCUCCGGCGAGGCACCAAUAUAGAGCCCAUAGCCUCCUGCACUUUUGGAGAACUGGUGUUUGAACUGCUCCUUGCCCUCUUUUAUUUUAGCACUGGCUCUCUUCACAUUGAGGUUAUGAUCCAGUGCAGCUACCCUCAGCCUGGCCUCAAAACUCUCCCUGCUGAACUUCUUCCGCUUGGAAGCAUAUUUGGUGUACAGGGAGUGUACACCCUCAAGCUGCCCUGCGCAGAGAGAUAAAAUGGUAUCUUAUUUCAGGAUUAUUGAGACCAAAAUAAACAGUUUGCAUUAUUUAAAAAUAUUCAAUAAAAAACAGUUUUGUUUUUUAUUCCUACCUGUGUGAGUGCCCUUCGUAGUUUUCUCCAGUUUUUUCAGAAGCCCCUUUUCUAAAAUAAUUUUUUGCAGGUGCUCAAAGGCAGCAGAGUUGGGCUUGAGCCAGGGCCGCAGACUCUCCUCUUCUGGAGUGUAAGGAUGAUGCUCACAUCAGGUCAUCAUCUCUCCACAUGUCCAGCUGUGGACAUUUGUGAUAUGGUUGAGGAUAGAUGCCCACUUCUCCUUUAACCUGGCUGCCUCCCCCUCUACAGGUGCUUGAGCCAUACCACAGAUGAUUGGUUAUCAUCUUGCUCCACUCAUGCAGCUCCUCUUUUUGGGUUACUAGUAAUCUUUUUUUAAGAUUUUUUAUGAUGUGCCACAGGUCAUACUCAUGACAUUUUCUUGUGCUCCUCACGUAGGACCUUCUGGACAGAUGGGUGGCAAUCAAUAACAAUGGUAGAGAUCUGUACACCGGAGUCUUCCAUCUUUGUGAGACACCUCUGCAGACCCUUGACCUCCAGCCAGUAGCUGCUCUUGACCUCCGUCACCUUGACUGUCUCCUGUGCCACCACCAAGUCAGAUUUGGUGUCCAGAAGGUAGUAGGUGCCAAACGUCGCGCUGUGGCCAGGGCUGUCAUACAGGCAAUCUCCAGACACAACAAGUAGCUCAUCGCAUGUUGCAGCCAGCACAGCCUCAUUGUGAGUGGUCCACAUAUCAUUGGUUGCAGUAUUGAGACAUAAACCCUUUGACUGUUGAACCAUUCCCUGUUUGUCACUGUUUGCAAAUGGAUAACUUUGCAGAUCUCCAGAAAUGAAGAGCCUUCAUUUCCAGUGUUAAAGGGGCCAUGGCAUGAAAAACUGACUUUGUUAAUGGGAGGGGGGUGCAUAUCAGGGAUAGAAAACCGCUACAAUCCCCCCAAGUUCAAAAAAAUUCCAUCCAGUCGUUUUUUAGUUAUCUCCGUAUUUAGGAACUGUGUGCUCAGAGCCGGCCGUUCUGAAAACUCCACUGACAUGAUGUCAUGUCAGUGCUGGCGGGUUGAUGGUACUGCCCAUGGAGCCGCCCACUGCCCUGCCCAAAAAAUGAUCAAAACAGCACCAUUAUUCCCGGCCGCUCGCUUGCAUUGCUCCGGUUAGAACCAUGGCGAAAGUACGAUCUGAAAAAGAGGCGCCGUUUGCUCUGUUGUUGGCUGCACAAACGAGCACAAAACUCUUUUGAAAACUCCCUCGUCUGAGGAUUUGAGGACUCAGUGGGUGGAUUUUAUUUAUAAUGGGAAUGUACCAGCGGCACUUCCAGAAUAUCUGUACGUAUGUGCGCACCAUUUCACUUCGGACUGUUUUAUCAACAAGCGACAGUUCAACGCUGGAUUUGCUAGACGUCUGAAGAUAAAGAAUGGAUCCGUACCAACUGUCCGUGAUCCUACUACAACCGUGACAUCUGUAAGUGUGAACGUUUUAUUUUGACUUACUGUUUAGCCUAAAUUCCCCCCGGUGCCUCAGCACGGCCACCACGCUUUGAUAAACACACCGGAUCCGCGCCGGUUUACCGGAUCCUCCCGUAUUCUAGCCGCUCGCUUCUUAAACGACCACUCCGGCAGCGGAGGACAAAAUCCCCCUCCGGAGCAGCAUGUAGCUUUAGCAUUUACCCGUACGGCGACGCACCUCUUUUGGCUCAAAUACGGGACGUCCCGGCUAAUGCUGGAUGGUCGGCCAUCCUAUUAAUUAGCAAAGGCUUCAGAGAAGUUUUAGAGCACCAAAGUCUUACAUUGUAGCAGAGCUCUGGUUGUAUUUUUUUCUACAUUCAUAUCUUCCUCUUUAAGCGUGACCCUCCUGGCGGCUUUUAAUAAUACAUAGGAUGUGUCGACUAGGUCGCUUCAAGUCGCGUUUGGUCUGAACGCGGCUAAGAGUUUCUUCCGGAGCCUUUACCUCUGGGUCAGACUCUGGCUCAAACUGGUAGGGUUGUACGAGCGAUCUUCUUGCAGCCAUGACCGAGCCAGUGUAAACAUUAGUACAUGGCUAUCGGAGCACAGCCACAGCCCCUUCCAGAGAGACGGGUGUAAAGUGGACGUGGCUUAGGUGCAGCUCAUUUCAUUAAAGAGACAUGGCCCAAAACGAAGGAUUUUGAGUGGAGCCGUUUUUAGCUGAUAAAAAGAGCACUAAAAUAAUUGAUCCAAAUCGAAUUUUGACCUUAGGACGUCACAGACAUGCUUUUAACACACCAGGGGACUAUUUUAAGUUGUGUGAAAUUGGCAUGCCAUGGGACCUUUAAAGGUAGCUGCUGGUAUGGAGAGGUUACACUCCAUCAUUCCUCUGACCAGGCCCUGAGAGUUGAAGGUGUAGCUGUGACCAUAAAUGCACUCAGUUUUGAUCUGUAAGCCAAAUUGAUUUUAUUUUAGAUGUUUGGUCGCUGAACGAGACACUUGCCUCAACCCUCAAAGUGACACACACAGAAGAGCUUUAAAACCUCUCUGUGAGACAUAAUGCUCAUUUCCUCUGGUGAGACUUGGUGCUCUAUUUUUGUGUCCGCUGGUGUCGUGUUAGAGGGUGGCGGACCCCGCGCAGUGGUAUUUUUGUCUGGGGGUAGCCCGGCGUACAGCCAGUUUGGUAUUUCCGUGGACUGAGAUGUCCCUGAUUUCCUGGGACAGUCCCUGAAUUGGAUGACCUGUCCCCGGCAAAAGCUGUCCCAGAAAAUGUCCCCGCUUUAAGCGUUUCAUAAAUGAGAACAAAAAAGUUGCGUGUGGGCUAGAACAACUGUUUUUAGCACAGCUGGUCAAGCAGUUUUUUGGUAGACCGGCGGCGUAGUGCGUAUAUGUCACCGAUGCCUCACUGGCAGGUUUCCACAGUGUCAGGCACAUUUCAGUGCAAUAAAUAAUCAACAACAACUAAUAAUCUGAGUCAGCACAUACAUUUAGAUCUAUAUAGAUAUAUUCUGAUCUAUAUCUGAUCUGAUGAGCGCAUUUGGCGCACGUUUGGACACACAACCUGACCGAAUCAACACAGCUGAAACCACAUUAAAUUAAAUUAAAUAUCAAGUAAAUAGACACACAUGAUGAAGUGAAGAUGAAACAAGAUAUUUAAUUCAUCUCCCCCCCAUUUCUAUCUUCGUCUUAUUUCUCGCUCAGCUCGACCUGGACAUGUCUCUGUGUCCUCCCCCUGUCCUGCUGCAGCUGAACAGAUGAUUUGUUUCAGUGAUCAGAUGAGUUAUUUGCUUUAAGCCCACAAACGAAUAUCAUAAUAUUCAGUUUUGUGAGCAAAAUUUAUUUUAUAUGCCGACAUCUAUGAAAGACAGAGCCAGGCCACGGAGCACGAUGCGUCAUUAUGCACAGAUGGUUCCGAUUUUAAUGUCAUCAUAGGGAUUUAUGUUGUGAUCUGUGCGCACAACCUACCUUUGUCACGUGAGGUUUGAAUAUAUGCAACUUUAUGUGAGUGUCUUUAUUUGUGGAAAAGGGUGUUUGUCUUACCAGUGGGUCCAACAUUACACACACUAAAUCCAUCUGUGCCUAUAUGAGACAGUGUGGGAGACGCCCUCUGUCUUCAGACUUCUCUUGAUCUCUUUAACUACUUCCUGAAAAUAGUAAUACGCCUCGCCGGUGGCGGAUUUAAAGGUGAGGAGAGGAGCGGUCCUGAUUGGCGAAAACAGGUCUCGGCUGUGUUAAACCCACUCCACGCCCUCUCUCCUCCCUCCCUACGACUUACGCCACUGGGAGGAGCUGAGUUAGGGUGGGGAGAUACUUACGCCGGGCUGCGCCGCUCACCAAAAUACCAAAUUGUUCUUGGGAACGCCUCGUCAGCGCAGCAGACCUGACUUACGCCGCCGCUGGCAAAGCACAAAAACGGAGCCCUUGGUCUUAAGCAUCACUCACACUCUUAUCACUCAUGCUUUCUCCAUCACUCAUUCUGGAGUCCUCAUCAUCUUCUGCAAAGCCUGUGUCUCAUUUCAGAGACUGCACCGUCGAACGGCGCAAGUGUGCGUGAUGUCAUCACGCGGUGCGAAUGGUGUCCCAUUUGGCUCGAAAUGCUGAGAGCGCUUAAAAUUCGGUCUCAAAACAACACUAACCCCGCCCCUUUUUCAAGCGUGCAUUUAUGCACGCUUUCGUGGCCUUGGUAUCCCAGAAUUCUUUGCGUGCUGCUGCACAGCUGUGCAUUUCGGGUGAGAAGCUGGACUAGGUUGGAGACACAGCGCGUCUUCAAAGAAAAUACAAGAAAUCCAAAAAAAGCAGACAGUCAGCUCAGACUGUAUGAGAGCAUGAUCUCUGAACUCACUAAAAUCUGCAAACGAAACAUUAAACUCUUUAGAGAUUAACUGAUCUGUCUGCUACCACAAUUAAAAACAUUAGAAAUAAGAAAGAUGACAAAACUACAGCAGAGUAUCAGGACCACUUUGAGUUUUUCUUUUAAGAUUUAGAGAUUAAAGUUGUAAAUUUAGGAGAAUAAAGUCAUAAAGUAAAUAAAGUCAUAAAGCUGCUUUUGUGGAGGGGGAAAUGACUGAAGCUGGUCAUCUGCAGAGUUAUCAGUGGAUGUAUCAGCGGGUCAUUCAGAGAGUUUUUGUGGUUUCUAAAGAAAUAAUCCAACUGGUGAUCAACAUUUGAGAUUCAGAGGGAGUUGAGCUGCGACAAGCACCACAUCUCUGACACCGGCGGUAGAGACAGAGACAGUAACAGAGACACUAGACAGUAACUGCAGAGACACUAACACCUUAUUAUGGCAUAUGGAUUCAUAACUAAAGCUCAAUGUCAUUCACGGCUAUUUACCGCUGCAUUGAUGGAUUUAUCCUCAGCAUAUCCAUUUCUGCCUCUACAAAAGCACCGAUUUCCUGCAAGUCCAACUGUUUUUUUCCCUGUGGAAAAGAUGUAUUUCUGACAUGUUCUUUUUUAAGUCUUUAUACUUAUGACAAUGUAAUGCUUAUGUGCCAAAGGAUGAAGUAUCUCCUUGUUUGUGAAACCUUUACUGAAGCACAGCUCCUUCAAAUGCUCUAUGGCCCUAAUUUUAACAACUCUCCUUUGAAAUAACAGGUUACUUUACAACUUUAUUCUCAUGAAAUUAAUUACUUUAUUCUCAUAAAUUAAUGACUUUAUUCUUGUAAAUUUACGACUUAAAUCUCGAAGUCUUUCAAAAAAAUUCUCUAUAUGGCCCUCAUACUCCUUCAUACAAAACAUGCAAUCACUGGAUAAAUUUUGUGGGAAUGAUCUGUGCUUGUAUGUACAGUGCAUCCGGAAAGUAUUCAUACCACUUCACUUUUUCCACAUUUUGUUAUGUUACAGCCUUAUUUCAAAAUUGAUUAAAUUUUUUUCCCCCUCAAAAAUUCUAUACAGAAUACCCCAUAAUGGCAUAGCAAAAAACUUUAUUUAGAACAUUUUGCAAAUUUAUUAAAAAUAAGACGGUCAAACGUUGCAUAUACAUAAGUAUUCACACCCUUUGCUAUAAAACUCAAAAUUGAGCUCAGGUGCAUCCUGUUUCCACUAAUCAGCCUUAAAAUGUCCCUCCAACUUGAUUGCAGUCCACCUGUGGCAAAUUCAGCUGAUUGGACAUGAUUUGGAAAGCCACACCUGUCUAUAUAAGAUCCCACAGCUGACAGAGCACGUCAGAGCACAAACCAAGCCAUGAAGUCAAAAGAAUUGUCUGUAGACCUCUGAAACAGGGUUGUAUCGGCGCACAGAUCUGGGGAAGAUUACAGAAAAAUAUCUGCUGCAUUGAAGAUCCCAAAAAGCACAGUGGUCUCCAUCAUUAAGAAAUGGAAGACGUUUGGAACCAUAAGGACUCUUCCUAGAGCUGGCCGCCCAGCCAAAAUGAGCAAGCGGGGGAGAGGGGCCUUGGUCAGGGAGGUGACCAAGAACCUGAUGGUCACUCUGACAGAGCUCCAGCAUUCCUCUGAGGAGAUGGGAGAACCCCACAGAAGGACCACCAUCUCUGCAGCACUCCACUAGUCAGGCAUUUAUAGUAGAUUGGCCAGACAGAAGCCACUCCUCAGUAAAAAGCACAUGACAGCCCGCUUGGACUUUGCUAGAAGGCACCUGAAGGGCUCACAGACCAAGAGAAACAAAAUUAUCUGGUCUGAUGAAACGAAGAUCGAACUCUUUGGCCUGAAUGCCAAGCAUCAUGUCUGGAGGAAACCAGGCACCGCUCACCACCUCGCUAAUACCAUCCCUACAGUGAAGCAUGGUGGUGGCAGCAUCAUGCUGUGGGGAUGUUUUUCAGCAGCAGGAACUGGGAGACUUAUCAGGAUCAAGGGAAAAAUUAAUGCAGCUAAGUACAUCGAAAUCCUUGAUGAAAACCUGCUCCAGAGCGCUCGAGACCUUCGACUGGGGCAACGCUUCAUCUUCCAGCAUGACAGUGACCCUAAGCACAUGACCAAGAGGACAAAGGAGUGGCUUCAGGACAAGUCUUUGAAUGUCCUUGAGUGGCCCAGCCAGUGCCCAGACUUGAACCCGAUUGAACAUCUUUGGAAAGACCUGAAAGUAGCUGUGCACCGAUGCUGCCCAUCCAACCUCACUGAGCUUGAGAGGAUGUGCAAGGAAGAAUGGAAAAAAACUCCUCAAAUCCAGGUGUGCCAAGCUUGUUGCAUCAUACACAAGAAGACUGGAGGCUGUCAUUGCUGCCAAAGGUGCUUUGACCAAGUAUUGAGUAAAGGGUGUGAAUACUGAUGUAUAUGCAACAUUUGAGUGUUCUUAUUUUUAAUAAAUUUGCAAAAUGUUCUAAAACAAUGUUCGCUUUGCUAUUAUGGGGUAUUUUGUGUCAAAUUUUUGAAGGAAAAGGGGAAUUAAAUCCAUUUUGGAAUAAGGCUGCAACAUUACAAAAUGUGGAAAAAGUGAAGUGGUAUGAAUACUUUCCAGAUCCACUGUAUCUAUUGUUUUGUGUCUGUGCAAGGUUGCACAAUUCAAAAAUAAAUGCUGCACUCCACAGCUUUUUUUCAAGUCAGUUGUGACACAAACCUGAGUGCGGGGGAAAUUUGGCGACUCAACCAGGAAGUCCUCCGAAGGGUAGUCUGUUCCAUUUCACAAAAACCGGACCAUCUCAUUCAGGGAACUCAAGUCCACAUAAUGGCAGUGCGCUCAGCUAAGCGCGCUUAAGUGCUCAGCCUGAUGCAGUCUCUGAAAUGAGACACAUGGCCACAGUCACUUAGCAUCUCCUCCAUGUUGCCCCCCUCAGAUCCCGCCAUCUUCUCAUUCAGCAGAGCUUCAGCUUCAAAUUUGCAGCCACUGGAUAACUUUGAUUCAUAUUAAUUUUGGAGCAAUGCAUUUCUCUUGUGUACUUAAUUGUGAAACUAUUUAAACAAUAAAGUUGAAUUCAAUUAAAAAUUCAAAGAAUUAUUUGUUAUUCAUAUAAAGACUCAUUUAAGAUGCCACUUGUGUUACUGAUUACAGAUCGAAGGGAUGGCGAUGGGGUUAUAAAAUAAGUCUCAAAAAUGCAUAUGAAAUUAAUUAAAGGAUUCCUGCAUGUACCUUGUUACUAUCAUUGUAUAGGCUACAAUAGGUUGUAUCCAAAUUUUUAAAAAAUGACUUAUUUCUGAACAAAUGAAUCCAGAUGUGCUGCAGCAGUCUUCAAAUUCCAGACACAUCUGGAUUGAUAAAUUGGUCCAAUGAUCUAAGGUAAGCGAUAGAGAGAAAUUAUUACUGUGGACAUUGUAGAUGGGCUAAAUACAUGUUGUUAAUUGGGUAAGUUGUGAGAUAUGUUUGUGCUUGUGUUACUGUCAACCCCUGCUGCUGCACCUCUUAUGUUGGGUGAUGGGAGGUGGAUCAGAUGGCAAGUCAUGAGCACAUGACUAUUAUUGGGCGACAGGGAUAUUUAUGAGUUCACAUUCUGUCAUAGCUGUCAUAGUUGAUCCAUAUAGUAGUUUCCUCCCUCUGCUGGGCACGCCGACGGCUUCUUUCUUUAUGGCUCUCAAUUACUUCAGGGCAUGUGGAGUGGGAGGGGCGAUCUGUAGUCCCUGCACUGUAACACGAAAAGUCAAACAGAGAGGGGACGGCCUCAGGGUUCAGUCUGGUCCAAUGAGAUGCCAGUGCACCGGUCUCAUCAAAAUACCUUUCCUCCACGCAGUCCUCAGCCAAAAAGUGCUCGCUGCACAGUCUUGUGUAUAUGCUAACAGGUGGAUCCUGACGCUUCAUAGCUGCUAGCCAGCGUUGGAGAAUCACUGGCUGUUUCAGUGGCAAAUGAUGAAAAUGCAACGUUUUUUUGUUUCUUACUGUUGAGAAACAUGCUUAGACCUUUGUCUAUUAACAGGAUUUUUAGCAAGGGCAAUUCCCUGGUUGUCCUCAUAUACAGUUGUUUUUGUGUACUGGUAAUCAUCAAUAGCCUCUAGUAACUGCUCUAGAUAUAAGCACUCUUGUAAUGUAGAAGUCAAAGCCGUAUAGAUGGAGAGCGCAACCGUAGGCUGCUUCUUAAUUUUCCAAGAGACUAAAGAGCUGUUAUGACUGAGUCUCACACAGUAUUCUGUGGUGUUGCGUCUGUCGCUAGCAUCAGAUGCCUAAUCUGCAUCACUGUAUGCUUGUAUGCCUAGCUUCUGACUAUAAUCUCUAUUGAAACUCAAACCCUUUUCAGAAGUGCCUUUGAGGUACCAUAGAACAUGUUUCACAGUGACCCACUGAUCCUCUGUAGGCUCAGCAAAAUACUGUGAUAACCUGCUUACCAAAAAGCUUAAAUCUGUUCUGGUACAGGUAGUCAGAUAGAUUAGGCUUUCUACAGCAUUUAACUUCUCAGUUGCUUCAAAACUUCUUAGCUUAGUCUUGAAAUCUGCAAAUGUGAUCUUAUCCUCUAAAUGUGCCACAUGUAUUGCGAAUGGCUUAAAACUUUCAGGCAGUCCUUUUAAUACCAUGGCAACAAGUAGUCCAACUCCCAUCGUCUCACCUGCAUUCCGCAGUGCUGUGAUGGAUGUUUCUGCUCUGAUGAUAUAGUCUGUCACACUUUCAUCUGUCCCCUUCUGAAGCGACGUGAGCACAGUGUACAGGUUGAUUAUCCGUGGUGUUCCCUUCCCAGCAUAAUAUUCCUUUUAAUAUCUUCAGAGCCUUUCUUCCAUCAUUGGGUGCAUCUCUCAUGAUGAGCGAGAGGCUUUUGUCAUCCAGCCUCUGUAUCAGCUCGGCGAAAGUGUUGGCUCCCCUAGCACGGUCUUCUUUAGUCCCAAUAAAAGGAAAUAUCCGAGCAUUGUUGUUUUCCAUAUCUCAUACUUUGCUUCAUCUCCAAAGACAGUCGAAGUGGCCUGCUUACUGCUCCUCGAUCCAUUUUGCUGCUGCCACUGUUUCAGCCGGUUAGCAGUAGUCAUUUGCUCAGCUGUUAGAAGUAGCUGUUAGCUCACUGCUCCUCUUCAUUGGUUUUUAUUUUAUCUCCUGAACAUUUUCUGGGCCCAUAACCUGUUAAGAUCAGCUUUCUCUUCAGUGAUGCAUUUGGGGGAAUGAUGAUGAGAUGAAUUAUUUGUUUUAGCCCAAAUGAAUGGCAAGUUCAUUCGCUGGCUGCACAGAGAGCAGCCGCUUCUCUUGAUUAACAUGAACAGCACAGGUGCACUCGGCAGGAUGUGACAUCAUAGAAUGGGUUAUCACAUUGACAGGUAUACAAAAAUAAGUAUCACACCCCACAUACCACUCAGUACACAAAUAAAGAGUACAUCACAGCAUUACAUAAAAUGAGGAUACAAAAUAAAACUGUCUCUUAACACUUAAGUUGUAAAAUUGGUUGGAGCAGCCGGGCGCAAAGCAAAAUACCCCUCCUCUAGUGAGUUUACUCGUCUUUGGGUUUUCGAUUCGCCAUAUUAGCCAUCCUAAUCUGCUCUCAUUCAAUCAAUACACGGGCUACAAAACCGAUGAUGUUACGCGAAGUGGCACUGCUUUACGGUUCCCCGCAGUGUCGCAAAAGUGGAACUUCUGUCACAAUUUUUUAGAAAUGUAUUACAUUUUGAGAGUCAUGAAUACAGUAAUUUGUGAAGUCGAGAGGCAUUCUUAAAAAAAAAUGAUAACUUGGGUCAGUGUUUCAUGUCCUCUUUAAGUAAAUAUCUCAUCUGAUCACUAAAAUAAAUCAUCUGUUUAGCCGCUGCAGCAGGACGGGGAGAAGACACAGGCACAUGUCCAGGUUGAGCUGCGUGAGAAAUUGGAGGAAGAGGAAGAUAGAAAAAGGGGGAAGACAAAUUAAAUAUCUUGUUAACUUCAUCAUGUCUGUGUAUUUACUAGAUAUUUAAUUUAAUUUAAUGCAGUUUCAGCUGUGUUAAUUUGGUCAAGUUGAGUGUCCAAACGCAUGCCAAACGUGCUCAUCGGAUCAGAUAUAGAUCAGAAUAUGUCUGUAGAUCUAUAUCAGGGGUGGGCAAUCAUGUGCCAUGGAGGGCUGAGAGGCUGCAGGUUUUCUUUCCAACCCAAAACUCCACCAGGUGAUUUUAUUGAUUACCUUACCUCCAAGUAGAGAGCAGGGACUAAUUGGUGAAAUCACCUGGUGAAAUUUUGGUAAGGAAAGAAAACCUGCAGCCUCUCAGCCCUCCAUGGCACAUGAUUGCCCACCCCUGAUUUAAUGUAUGUGCUGACUCAGAAUAUUGGCUGUUGUUGAUAAUUUAUUGCACUGAAAUGUGCCUGUCACUGUGGAAACCUGCCGGUAAGGCACUGAUGAUGUAUGCGCACUACACCGCCAGUCUACCAAAAUACCACUAGACCAGCUGCGCUCCGCCUGCGCUGAAAGCUGACCAGGUUUGAAUCUGCAAGCUUUCUGCGCAGUUUUUACGCCACCGGCGGGCAUGAAAAUGUCACUGCGCCAGCUAAUUCUGUCGACACCUCCCGUGCCGCGCCACCACGCCCAGCUUGGUGGAGCUUGGUGUGCCUCAGUCUAUGAAAAUACCAAACUGGCUGUGCACCAGGCUCCGCCAGACGAAAAUACCACUGCACAGGGUGCGCCACCCCCCGCCAUGCUGCCGGCGUGCACGAAAAUAGAGCCUAAUGUCAGAAGAAAACAUAGACCACUAAGGAUUUAUCCAUCAUAAGACAGACCAAUAUCUGACAACCAAUAUAUUGACUGGGAUUGAUAGGACAUAAUUGUUUAUUGACAGGAUCAUACGAUUGUGUGUAUGUGCAUAUUUUAAAGUUUAAAGCUGCUCAGGUCACCUGACAGUAGCAGUGUUUACAGGGAGCAUAAUGUUCUGAGGAAACUUUAGCAUUAUCUCUGACAGCAGCACUGACUGAGAAGCUCUGAGUGAAUAAACGCUCUCUUUCCUGACUAGCAGCAUGAAUUUGUCAUUAGGAGUAGUUUGUCAGUUAUGAGCUGCUAUAGAAAACACAGCGGCGCAAUACAGCUGCCUUCAGAACAAAGACAAGUAAAAUAAAAUGAUAAUGAUAUUCUAUUCAGUAUUAAUAAAUUAAACAUAUUUCUGCAUAUUAAAUUCAUUUUUAAUGUACCUUUAAAUGAAAGCAUCGAAACCCCCCCCCCCAAAAAAAAAAUGAAUAAAUAAAUUAAUAAUAAUAAUAAUAAUAAAAAUAAUAAUAAUAAUAAAAUAAAAAAUCCCCUUACUCUUCUCUUCUUGUCAUCUCUCACCUCUCCAUGAGUGUGUUUAAGUCAAGGUUGGAGAAAACAUGGCUCUGUUAUUUUCUCUCCGUAGGUCAGAGCGUUGUGUUCCCAGCUGAGCACCGUUUAUUAUCCCUCGCUCUAGGGGGUUGAGGGUGUGCCUGGGUGCUUCAUGGUGGUCAUUAAAUUGCCACUAUGGCCGUAUAAACAAGUCUAGUGUUAAUAGAGCUAAUAUGUUUUGUUUUUGUUCCUGUGCUGGCUCGUUUUUGUUGUGAUGGGAGGACGGUUGUUAAGUUGAUAAGUAGUUUAAUAUUCCACAACUGCUGCUGUGAGCCGGACCAAACUUUUUAACUUUCAGCUGCUGUCAACAUCAUGAUGAGAAGCAGUCAUUUUGAGUCUACACCUGCUCUUUAAAAAGGUCCCAGUCAUGUCUUUGUUUCUACAUCCUGCUAUACUUUUGGAAAUGUGCAUAAUCACCAUUCAGCAGAAGGAUGGAUAUGACUAAGAGCUGAAGAGCUAAGUGACCAUCAGGUUGACUCAACCUGGCUCAGCACAGUAACACUGGUGCCAUUUAACAGCUGUUUGAAGUUAAUCAAGUUCUACCAUUAUCACGCCUUUGUACUCACACAUUGGGCCCUGCACCGGUGUCGUAAUGGUGUACAUGAGAAUGAUUUCACAUCGCAUUAUGGUGUUGCAGAAGCAUGAAAGCCACACAGCAGAAGCUCAGCAUACACACACUCAGGCAGGCAUACUGUAUGAACGGAGUGUUAUCCAUCCUUUCCAGCUCCAGGGCUACACAUCAUUACCAUAUCCCCCAAUAACACCACCUAUGAUCUGAUCUGAUGAUCACCUAUGUAGGUGGGUGGAAUAGUGAUGGUACACCCUUACCCCACUGGUACACCUUUGUACAUUACAUGUUGCUAAUUAGGCAUAACAGGGGUGCAAAUAGAGCCUGAAUGAAAAGGGUUUGUUGAAGCAGUUUGCUGAAUCAGACUUGUAUCUGUUUCUCUUUUGACAAAAAAACUUGUAUCCAACUGUAAAUAAUGAAUACAUUCUUUUUUCAAAUACAGGCUCUGUUCUGUUUCCGACUUUUCAAAAUCAGAAACUGCAACUAUUAGAUGUGAAUGUAGUCAUGGUGAUUGGUUUGAAGCCCCUCAGCAGCAGUUACUAUAAAAAAAUGCUGACUCAACAUCACUGUACAUCCACUAAGAGGCAACCUUUUAAGUAACUCUAAUAUCUCUAAAACAAAUAUACACUCUCCUUACAGUGGGUGCUGUGAGAGAACUAAGGUAUCAGACCAAGCUUGGCUUUAUACAUGUUCUUUUUAGCUCAAAAAAUAGGCUUGUUAAAUGAGUGUGUAUGUGGUUUUCGGUGCUUCUGCAGCCAGCCUUAAAUGAACACUCAAGGAGGUGCAAUUUUGUCACAUUUCCACAUGGUUUUAUUUCUCAAGAUCUGAGGGUUUCUGCCUGUUCUCAAUACUUCCAUACAGCCAACUUGUUGUAUGUAUUUUGCUAUGCUGUAUUCACACAGUAAUGUGAACAAUAACAGAAGUGCUAUAUUCAGAUAUCAGCAAUAUCAGUUAAAACUUGGUCUUAAAAUGAUGAUGUGCCCUCAAGAUAAAAUGUGAAACUAGCAAACUCUCCUUUGCCUUUCAGGACUGUUAAAUUGUCGCUGAUGGGAUCAGAUCCACACUUUUUAGCCCGUGAUCCUCAUUGUCUCCAUGGAGCUCAUUCAAGCCACCCAGGUUUCUUUGCUGCCUCAGGAAGCCACUGCCACCUGGAGCAACAACUCGAGUUUCCUUCACCCCCAUGUCCUGCUCCUCUCCACCCCCUCUGAACCACCUCCGGGCAUCAGUGAGAGUGACGGCUCCUUACUUUUCAACAGCACCUGCCAAAACUGCACCAAUUCCAAACUAGAGUCCCUUCCUGGCCUGGCAGGAAUCUUCAUCCCUCUCAUCUACGGGAUAGUGUGUGUAGUUGGCCUUGUGGGGAACACUCUGGUCAUCCACGUGAUCGUCAACUAUACCAAGAAUGAGUCAGUCACCAACAUCUACAUCCUGAACUUGGCAAUUGCAGAUGAGCUCUUCAUGCUGGGCCUACCCUUCUUGGCAGUGCAGAACGCUCUCCUCUCUUGGCCCUUUGGCUCACUGAUGUGUCGCGUGGUCAUGACAGUGGAUGCCAUCAACCAGUUCACCAGCAUCUUCUGUCUGACUGUGAUGUCAGUGGAUCGCUACCUGGCGGUGGUGCACCCAAUUCGCUCCUUCUGGUGGCGGCGCCCCCGUGUGGCAAAGGCCAUCAGUGCCACGGUAUGGGCAGGGUCCUUCGUGGUGGUCUUGCCUGUGGUGGUGUUUGCUGAUGUGCUGAAGGAUGAUGGGAACUGCAGCAUUGUGUGGCCUGAACCAGCAGAAGUUUGGAAGACAUCUUUUAUUGUUUAUACCUGCACUGUGGGUUUCUUCUGCCCCCUGCUGGUCAUCUGUUUGUGCUAUCUGCUGAUCGUAAUCAAGGUACGACAUCAACAACCACAAGAAUAUGUUUCUUCUUGAAAUGGCUCUGUUCUUUCGCUCUAGCAGUUAAAAAAUAAUUUAGUGAGUAGCCUGCUGUGUAAAUAUUCUUACAGGUAGAGUCUGUAAAAAUGGAAACAAAGAGCAACAUCAAGCAGUCAGAUUCUCACUAUUCUUGAUUGAAAUGCUCCCUUACUCACCCCUGGUGGCCUUUGAGGACAAAAAGCUCCUCAUAUGCGUAUUUAGCAGGAUCCUUCAUUUGUCAAACUUUUACCAUCAAAAGCAUCAAUCGAAAGAAAUAACUCAAUAUAAAAACAAGUGUUCGUCUAGUUUGUCCAUUCUGUGCCAUGGUAGGAAUAUGGUGGUGAAAGAAUUUAAAGGCAAAAUGUCACAUAUUUACCAAGCUUGUUUUGCUAAAUAGUGCUGAAUACUACUACGUGUGCCUAUUAAUCAUAUACUUAAACACAAUUUUAAAGUAUGUCCAUGUUAAGGAGGUAAACAAACUCAGUAAUAAUGAGGUUUGUGGGUCUGUGUUUCCAGUGUGUAGUAUUUAAAGGGGACCUGCCAUCAAAAAUGUAAUUUUGUGUGUUUUUGUGUCAGAUAAGGUCCAUACUAUGUUCGUCUUAUGUUGUAAAUGUGAAAAAAAAAAAAACGUUACGUUGUUUGCAUUCUGUAAAGGUUUAAAAUAAAGAAACGGGGUAAACCAGGCCAAUUGAAAAAGCAGGUCCUUCUGACGUCACACUGACCUUGCUCAUUAUUAUUCAUGAGCGCGUCCUCGGUGAGCCGCGCCCACUCUCUCGUUCUCGUACUCAUUCACAGUCAACAUCACUCUCCAGCCAGAGCGAGACCCAGCUACCACUGUAUCCACUAUGGGUCUUUUCCAAACAACCGGUGUUUCCUUCGGUUCACUGCCGGGAAAAUGAAAAGCUGGGCAGAAUGAAUGAAAACAACGCUGGAGAUCUCCAGCUUCUUCUUCAACUUCCACCUCCUCUUCGGACUCAGGGUCUAAAAUAUAUGGUUUAAUACCUGCCAUUUUUAGCCUUUAGCAUAAGGUGACCAGACGUCCCCGAUUUCCGGGGACAGUCCCCGUAUUGGAUGACCUGUCCCCGAAAAUGUCCCCGAUUUAAGCGUUUCAUGAAUGAGAGCAUAAAUGUUGCGUGUGGGCUCGAACACCGGUUAUUACAAUAGCUGAAUAGGUAGGAAGCACAAGUAAGCAGUCCUGAACAACAGUUUUUAAGGGGGUUAUUACAAGGGGCAUGCGCUGCUACUAAAUAGUACCGAGAUGUUGUCUGUGAUCACACAGUCCCUGCAGCCCCUGCACCCACCGCCGCCGCCGCCACACCGAAUAUCCCCGGAUAUCAUUACAGACAUCUGGGCACCUUACUUUAGCACACAUUAGCAAAAUGGAUAAACCAAAAUCUGAACCUCCACUGCUGAGCCAAUCAGAGCACAGCAGGCUUCACAGCAGCGAUCCAAUCAGAGCAAAGCUCAUUACCAUAAAUGUUAAUGAGCCAAAAUCAGUUGGUUUUCCUGUAAGGUUUUUUAGGCAUACUAAAACAAACCAUCAAAUAACUUUUCAGCUAAAAUUAUGUUGCAAACAUGAUCAGAGGACAUUAAGGAUUAUGAAAAAAUGAUAAAAAUAAGUAUGAAAUUUUGAUGGCAGGUCCCCUUUAAAUGUUGGUAUGUGUGUUUGACACUUUUUUUUUUUACCAGUCUGAAGUCUAAUGGGUAAUGCAAAAGUAAUUUUGCAAACAUCCUACAUGACCACUAUUGUUAAUUCUUCAAACAUGUUUUCCGUCAAAAUUUUGUCACGUUGUUUUGGAGGAUGAGUUAAAUCUCUACAAUACCCAUGAGCCUCAGUUGUUAUUGGCUUAAGGAGGCCAACCAGUGGAGUAUAUUCAAAUAUGAGCAUUCAGCAGACGAAGCUAAUGCCAUAUAUUUGUCGGUUUGGGCUCAGUUCCAGCCUGUGGCUCUUUUCCCACACUACUCCCUACUGUACUACCCUUUUAACGGUCCUGACCUCUCAAGAAAACAAAUGACAGAGAUACAAAAAGCCUAAAAUAAAUGUUAAAAAAGCUUGUGGAUCUUGGAUCUGUGGACUGCAUAGUGAAUCUAGGUUUGACUCAGAACACAAAACAAAGUUGAUUCAAUAGAAUAAAAAUUAAAAAAAAAGGUAGGUUUUGGGGGUCUGGUCUCAGAGGAGCUCUAAGCUACUGUUUCCCCUGUCUGUUAACUACUCUAACUGAAGCUGUUAACCCUCUUUUUGAACAGUACAUCACAGGAUUUAAAGCCUGAUGACCAGCUGUUUAUCAGAAUUAGAAUGGGAUUUUAAAAAGUCUCAAAGGGUUUUCAAGCCGUUGAUUUCAGAAGGGAGAGUGUAACAUUACCACUUAUGGAAAAUUCUAUCAUGUAAUGCAGCAGAGAAGCUCUUUAAAUCAGUACCAGCUUUCCUAACCAGCUGCUUUAAUGCUGUACUAAACACAAGUAGUCUUUGUAAUGGUAUUGAACUCUGUUAUUAUCACUAAUGAUGUUGGUGGACAGCAAUAAUGAAGCAACAACUGCACAGAAAUAAUUACACUGUGCCAGAGUUAUGUUGUGAUUCUGUGGGAAACAGAGAAAACGUCCACCCACACCAUCACAGCCCCUUGAUCCAUUGCCAUAAACACAAAGAGUAAACUAAGGAUAUUCUAUAGGUGAUAAUCAACUUUCCACAGGAAUACUUCAGUUUCGUACCUGAUGGCAAAUAUAGUUUACAUGAGUGUAAUCCACGAGAGAUAAUCAAGAGAGACUGGCCCUCAUUUAUCAAGCUUGCGUACGGCAGAAAACUUGUGUACACCUUGUGUACGAAAAUUUUGACGUGAGGAUCGGCAUUUAUCAAUCUGCACUUGAGCAUACGCUACGACCAAAUCUCACGACAGGUCUGACAUCGUGUACGCACGUUUGAGUCAGUGUGGAUCUGCGGUGCAGCAAAUGUCUGUCUCAAAAUAAUUGAUAUACAAACCUGUCAUUAAGCACAAUCAGCCAGAUUUCAUUAAAGAUUAAGAUGUAAAUAAAAUAAAAUAAAUUUGUUAUGUCCUUAGUGAAUAGGCCCAUUUGAUAACUCUGCCCAGAAAUACUGCCACAGAGCAGGAGCGCCUUUUCAACAUUGCGCACACACGCACACGGGGACGUUGUUGUACACUCCUGAAAGGGUGUGGGACAUCAUUUGGGUCAGUUCAGUUUUGCACAAUGUUGCACUGGCGAAUGGAGUGCCGUUGGCUGUGCCGGUGCAACGUGAGGACCUGAUGCCCGGAGAACAAUAACAAGGAGAGACUCCACAAAGGUGCUGUACAGAGGAGACAGGACCUUAUUGAUGGAUUCUGACAUGUAAAGUAUAUGUUUAGAAAGUGCUCUUGCUAUUUAAUCAGUGAUAAAAAUCCAAUAGAAAUCCAUAAAAAUGUGCCUCAGGGGCAGCAACACACCGUUAGGUGAGGUUAAUAAUUAUUUUUGUUCAGCCUCUGUCAGACUCUCCAGUCUGCUCUACAUUACAAAGACGCAACAAAUUAAAACUAAAUACUUUCAAUAAUAGGAGCAGCGUACCCUUUGUCAUGGCAAUAAAAAAAAAUAUGAAGCAUGUAGCAUAUGAAGCAUCUUAUUGACUAAUGAUUUAUUCAAACUUCAGCCACUGUCCGCUAUUCCGCGGCAGCGCUGUUCACCGCCACCAUAAUCCUGCUCCAGACAGGAGUUUUCUGGACUGCUUUCAUACCAGUUUUGAUGCUUCCAAAGAGAAAACCCUUGUUAGUUUCCACCACAGAUGUGAGGAUAUCCACUUUAAACUCGGAAAAGUUUAGAAUCUUUCUAAUAUUUCUCCUCUUUCAUGUUUGACCUCAGUGGGUGAGGCUUCUGAAUCACAAAUAUUUAAGGGCGUAAACAUGUUAAUGACGAUCGAUUUCAGCCGCCGCAUUUAUCAAGACCCGAUCAUACGUAAACUGGGAUUGGUCAGAUAUGAACCCUUUCAUAAAUCUCAUGUGUCCCAUCGUAGGAUGAAUCCUGUGCUCAGAUGUGCACUCAGAUCUGCGCAAGCUUGAUAAAUGAGGGCCACUGUCUCUCAGCUGGCCUGGGAACACCUUGGCGUCCCCUGGGAAGAGCUGAAUAAAAUGGCCAGGUAGAGGGAAGUAUAGUCUUCCUUGCUUCGGUCGCUGCCCCUGCGAUUUGACUCCAGAUAAGCGGUGGAAAUCAGAAAAAACAUGCACACUCAAAAUACCUUUAGAAAAAUUAGAGGUGCACGUCCACAAAACGAAAAAAAAAUGAAGAAAAGGCCAGCAACGCUUGUUUUUUUCGUCAGAUUAUAUUUUUAAUGACUUACUUGUAUAGGCGCUACACAGACCAGUUUCGACUAACAAGUCCUCUUCAGUGUGAGUGCUGUUCAGUGGGCUGUUAUAGUCGUGCUUUUUUAAGUGGAUGAUAAAAAGUUUUUGUUUUACGGGUGAAAUUACUUGUUGACACUCAAGGUGAAACAGUAUUGCUUUUUCUAUCAGUUUUCAUGCACAAUUAAGUUGAGCCACAGCUGGACUACACUGGAGUGCGCACAUUUCGAUUGAGCUGUAUACAUACAAAAGACAGUCGAUCCUUAACUACAUUAUCCAGGUAUUUCAGUCUGACUAAGAUUAGAAGAACUUUAUUCAUCCCCAGGGGAAAUUCAAACUGCACUCUGAAGAUUUUGAUGUCAUUUUUGGACUUGAUACCACAGACAAACAGUUCCUGUGAGCAAGUCUGAUCUACUGACAGUUCAAAACUAGACUUCAUCUACCUUUAAGUUGUGUUUCCACUGACCGAGGGUUUCAAAAUGUUUCUACGUGAGUGAGGUAUAUUUUUGUCUUUUGAAGGAAUAUAAAACAGUGUUUCUCCCUAAAGGUACGCAGCGUUGGAAAACGGGCGCAGGCUACGUCCUCAAGGCGCAGGAAGUCAGAGCGUAAAAUCACCAGGAUGGUGGUUGUAGUGGUGGCCGUGUUUGUCCUUUGCUGGCUGCCGUUCUAUGCUCUGAACAUCGUCAACCUUCAGAUGGUCUUACCUGGAGACUUCAGGGGGCUCUACUUUUUUGUGGUUGUGCUGUCUUACGUAAACAGUUGUGCCAACCCAAUAUUGUAUGGAUUUCUGUCUGACAACUUCAAGAGAGGUUUCAGGAAAGCUCUGUGCGGAGCUUCACGGCGGGUUAAGAACAACGACAGGGCUGGUACUGAUGUGCAGAGACCUACAGAGGAGUUGGGCGGCAUUGCUCUUCAAGUUCAAAAAAGUGAUGGAGUCACAAAUACACCAGGAAAGGAUCCUACUGAUAAAGAGGAGGAAACAGACGAGGCCAUACAGAUGAAGGAAAUACGCAAAACGUCAGAGAACAGGAACUGCAGCAGAGAAACCGAGGAUUCAAGGACACAGGUUGUGCAAAGGGGCAAGCCAGACCUUUUUGGGCAGAGUGCCAAAUAUGGAGACUCACCUGAAGGAGGACCAGACUUGAAUCAUGCAGAGGCAGAGUCCUCUGUGGCGAGUAAAAGUAGAAACAGCAGAUCACAACCUGAAGAAACUCUGAAUAAAAACUCUGUCCUGGAAAUCAGUUAUCUGUAG